UAAAAAGUACAGACCAAAGUCUACGAGUGCGAUAAAGAUAGUCUGUUUAUUUUUGCCACGCUCCCAGCGGCCGAAAUAUGAUGAUUCGACUGGUUUUCUGCUUCCUGAUUUCUGUUUUCGUAACAGCGAAUUUCGUGGAUACAUAUAGAUACAAUGAUGACAUACAACAAUUGAAUGAAAAUGUUAUGCAAAAAUUGCUGCAUACAUUGCAUAAUAAUGAAUAUAAGGACAAACGUAGGAAUAUUGAAGACGAGUUUGAGAAUUGGAAUGGACGUUGGAUGCCUGACAGACCAGAUGAUCCAAAACCACCGCCCAAAGUGUUUCCAAAGAAUCAGCAACAAUAUGAAUAUGAAUCUGUAACAGAACUACCUCAUAAGAUGUAUUGGCCUGGGCAUUGGAUGCCUGACAGACCAGGCAAUCCAAAACCACCACCUAAAGUGUUUCCAAAGAAUCAGCAACAACACGAAUAUGAAUCUAUUACAGAGUUACCUAACAAGACACCUGAGGGUUGGAUGUCUGAGAAAUUAAAUGAUCUAAAAUUGCCAUUCAAAAUAUCAAACAAUGAACAAAGUCAUGAAUACAGAUCUAUAGAAGAAUUUCCUCACGAGAUAUAUAUGGGUCGUGUGUCCCCAGAAUGUGAUGAUGCUAAGACUAAUUUAACUAUUGAUUGGGAUCAUACUCCAUCAGAAUACACAUGUUAUGAUCAUACCAUCAUACCAAGUAAGAUUACAGCAAGAAUUUAUUGUGAGAACAUUCCAAAAAUGUAUAAGGCUGCUCAUAAGUGUAUGAACCAAAGAAUUGAAUAUGAUGAUGAUAUUCCUCUUUACGGUCCUCAUAGACCUUUGUGGCCAGUUUACGGAGAAUACAAAUAUUUGCCCAAACAGAGAUGGUUGCAUAGUCUCGAGCAUGGUGCGAUUGUCAUGUUGUAUCACCCAUGCGCAAAUCCAUUAGAAGUAAAACGUUUGAAAAAUCUUAUUAGCAAAUGUCUCUGGCGACAUAUCAUCACACCAUAUAAUUAUCUAGAAGAAGAACGACCCUUAGCGCUCCUAUCCUGGGGAUGCAGAUUAACCAUGUCUUACGUAAAUCCCACGAUAGUGGAACGUUUCAUACAAAAAAGGGCCCUCCAGGGUCCAGAAAAAAUAAUUGACGAUGGUCAAUUCCAGGAUGGACUAAUGAGUCGAUCAAACAUAGUGACAGAUGAAGCUGAUACCGUGCUUUGUCCUAAUAUGUAA
Molecule: messenger RNA, 1232 nt
Organism: Atta colombica
Lineage: Eukaryota; Metazoa; Arthropoda; Insecta; Hymenoptera; Formicidae
Exons: 7
Coding region: 78-1232 (384 amino acids)
Cellular component (GO): cytoplasm
Source: RefSeq, a predicted model, not a curated record